This is a messenger RNA of Aspergillus saccharolyticus JOP 1030-1, 581 nucleotides long. RefSeq lists its product as uncharacterized. Bases 47 to 544 code for a protein of 165 amino acids. Lineage: Eukaryota; Fungi; Ascomycota; Eurotiomycetes; Eurotiales; Aspergillaceae. The record is from RefSeq and is a predicted model, not a curated record. The transcript is spliced from 3 exons.
GGCCCUGGUGACCAGCCGAGUACCAGAGGGCUACACCGUCGUGCCCAUGACCUACAGAGGCGUCAUCACCGACGGCGGCGAAGAAGUUGAGCUGUCCGGUACCAUUGAAGACGUGCACCAGCAGAUCAAACGUCUCAACCUGGACUUCAACCUCACCCAGUCCGUGGAAGCCCGCGAGGCGGAUGCAGAGGUCCACCGGUUCCUCCAGAAACGGAACAAGAGCAACCUGCUGUGCAACAUCGAGGGCGAUCACUCGGAGACUGCCAACUACGAUUGGAUCACCCAGGGGAUUCAGUACCUGCUCGCCUUGGACGGUGUCUGUAAAGUGGGAGCCGGCCCGAGUACCUGCGCUCGGAUCAGCUGCUCCUAUGACUCUGGGAUUUACCUUUGCAAUGAUAAUGCCUGGGAGAUUGAGCCUAAGUGCUCGUACCUGGCAACCUACGCUGAGGACAUCAUGACGCAAUGUUAUGAUGGGAUGUACAUCAAUGGACAGGAGUUUGAUACGGAUAAUUACAAUAUCAUCGUGGCUGGAGAGCUCUGUUAAGUAGGCCUUGAGCGACGAGUGGUGGGGCAUUUGGCGG